AACGUCAUUGACAACACCACCCGAACAGACAACCCCAACUGACACUUGCCACUUUCGUCUGUGCUAGCAUUGUCUCAAACAGCAGACCACCACCACACCACCAACAAUGUCUGGACUACCUAUCAACUCGUCGACAUCAUUCGACCCAUAUGCCACCACCUCCUUUGAUGCUGCCCAGCUUCAAUCAUACUCUGACUUCUCACCCAUCUUUGACAAUUUUGAGGACUUUGGCACCGACUUCAACUCGGACUCGGCAGCCUCCCCCAUCUCCCCCAUCUCUCCUGUUCUCUCCUCAAGCUCCUUCAGCUACCCCACUGCCGACCAGUGGGUUGAGUGGGACAGGAUCGAGCACUCCCCAGAGCCCGAAGCUCUGUUCAAGACCAACCCCUUUGACGGGUCCAUCUUGACUAGCAACGCCACCACCAACAACUACCUCCGCAACCCGUCACUAAGCCCCGCGGUCAACCCCAUGGCCACCGUCAUUGGCACCGAAGGCAUCGACAGCCAAGCGCCCCUCUUCCAAACGGCGCCCAUCAUGGUUGCCCCUCUCCCCUCCCAACAGCGCCAGAUGGCUGCCUCCAUGGACGAUGCCUCCAAGAGGUACCCAUCCCGCAACCUUAAGCGCAAGACCUCAAUCCCGUCCGAGGACGACGAGCCCCUGCCCGCGUCCAAGCGGUCCUCCCCUCCACCAGCAGCCGCCCCUCGCCGGUCCUCCAAGGACAACUCCGCCGCCGGACCCAAGAAGACGGCCCACAACAUGAUCGAGAAGCGGUACCGCACCAACCUCAACGACAAGAUUUCGCAGCUCCGCGACGCCGUCCCAGCACUCCGCAUCGUGGCGCAGAGAAUGGAGAACCCCGGCGCCUACGAGGAGAAUGGCGCCGACGAGAUGAUGGCCGACGAGAUCCUCGGCGGUCUCUCCCCAGCGGCCAAGCUCAACAAGGCCACCAUCUUGGCCAAAGCCACCGAGUACAUCAUGCAACUGGAGCGGAGAAACCUCGGACUGGAGACGGAGAACAAUGCGCUGAGGGGGAGAAUGGAGGGGUUGGAGAUGCUUUUGAUGAGCAGAGGCGGCCCUCAGCCACAGCAGCUUCCUGUUUGGAACUAGAGCUGUCUGAGAGAAGAGGGGGGGUUGGUUGGACUGUGAAGAAGGAGUGGUGGCUCAUCAUUGGCUUGUUUUGUGGCUGGCUUUCUUGCAUUGCAUUCUCCGGCGUUGUGAGGAUAUUUCUUGGGACAUGAUACCACAUCAUUGUUUUGGGUCUUUGGGAUUUAAGCGGGGAGUUUUUUGGAGUUUUUUUUUUUUCUUGGUUUGGCAAACUUCCAGCGAUUUGACUUCCCUGCGCCCAACAUUAUACCCAUUUACUUGUUGUUUGUAUCAUUUUUGAACAGCUGUGGUUAUCAAAAAAAAAAGGUGUGGAUCUUGGAUACUUUUUUUUUUCUUUUGUGAUAUAUAUAUUACUUCUUAUUUAUCAGCCCAACGAAGGGCUUGGAUUCAUAGUUUUUGGAAACGGAAGCAGAUCUCAAAAAGAGACUGCGGAUGAUGAAUACAUUCAAAAUAUUCUCACCUCUCUUA
Messenger RNA from Podospora bellae-mahoneyi, 1573 nucleotides. RefSeq lists its product as uncharacterized. The transcript is spliced from 2 exons. Gene Ontology annotation, molecular function: protein dimerization activity. Lineage: Eukaryota; Fungi; Ascomycota; Sordariomycetes; Sordariales; Podosporaceae. The record is from RefSeq and is a predicted model, not a curated record. Bases 107 to 1108 code for a protein of 333 amino acids.